AUGUACACACCUCCGGCUUCUCGCGGUGACCCCGCGCUUCCCUUCCAGCUGCUGGAGGAGAACGACCAGCUGAUCCGCGCCAUCGUGGAGUACCAGAGCAAGGGGAGAGCCACCGAGUGUGUGCAGUACCAGCACAUCCUGCACAGGAACCUUAUUUAUCUAGCUACUAUUGCCGAUACAGCUCCACCCAACGGACAGAGGACUGCAGACUGAGCGUGCAGCUUUGGACACGGUGCAGAUGCUUGUAGGAGAUGUGGAAGUAUGACUGAGUUGCGGCGUAGUCAGGCCAGGAGGAACCUGCUGAAGGAUCAGAAGCGCUCUCGUUUUCAUUAAUAACUGGCUACGGCAAACUUUUAUUAGGAUCCCAGGGGCACCUGGAGAAGGUCCCACAAGAAUUGGGUUCUCCAAUUCAUCAAGAUUGUGUAGGCUUCUUUGAGGCUAGAAGUAGGAAAGCAAGUAAAAAUGGCCCCUGUACCCCCCUUCCCCUGGCUUUUGUUAAUAGUGAUCUUUUUGGAAAAUAAGCCCACUUCCAUGCAGCACCUUAAAAGUUGGGAAUAAUGACACUUGUUGCUUGAGCUGUGUCUUGACUAUUAAAAGCUGAUGCAGCAGCCAUGAGAAAACAGAGAUACAGGGAAGUAUCAAGGAUUUGCUACAGAUGGCCUUUAAUCUUGCUGUACAAGUCUGCAAGUCGCUCACUCCCUCUUCCAGUACCAGUUACCAAAAUGUGAAGUAGGAUUGAUGCCCACCAGUCUCAUGAGUUGUGUAAACUCACCAUGAGGGUUCCUUCAGUGCUCACAGCAGUUUUGAAAAUCUCCAGAAAAUGAUAAGAGUUGCUCUGGCUACUAGAUGUUGGAGAGUAAUAUUUAGCUAAAAGUCUCUUACUGCCACAAUCUAUCCCACUUGUCACAGCACAAACACAUGGUGUGUUACUGUCCGUAGAGAGCUGAUUAUCAGUGAUCAAAGGCAGGAAAGUUUCAGCUUGCUAUUUCUCCUCGCUUAACUAAGCUGUCUCUGCAUCUCCUGUUGCAGGGGUGUCAUACUCGUUUGGGUUAGUGUUACAGAUCUAAAUUGGGCUUCUCACAGGCCAGGCAGCCCACCUCUGGCACUAGCAUUAACUCUCGCAUGCUGACUGCACUAACAGAGCAGCUCAGGUAUUAAACCUUGCAACUGCUUCAGCUUCUGCGUUGAUGUGGGGUUAUCACUGCUGCAAGGCAGACAGCAGCAGCUUCAACUCCCGAGGUGCUGCCCCCGACAGAGUUUCUGGCCCUGUGGGCCAGAUCUGAAGGUGGGUCUAUCAGACUACAAGAAGCCCCUAGGCUGGAUGUUUGAAAGCUCUCUCCUGUUGAGUUCGCAAGUGCAGGUCCUAUAGUAAGAUUGCUACUUUACUUACUUACUUACCUAAAGACAAGGUUGCAGAAAUGUAACUGGAAGACAUUUAUGGAAGUUGUGAAAUUUUCCUUUAUCACCCUCCUAUAAGCAGUUACAUGCAUUGCAUCUUUAUAUUUCGGAGACUGCCUCCAUUGCUGUUUUCAUGGAACAGGAUUCAGACCUUAAUAGGUGGUCAUUCCACUUGCAAGGAAUUGUUAUUUAUCGGUUCUGGUAUAGAAUAGGGUAGGCAUUCAUUAAACUCAUUAAACUUAAUGGAAAUACUUGCAUUGAAAUUUGUUUCUUACCUUCCUAACAGCAAAUUUAGAGCUAAUGUGUACAGACACAUUGUCUCGCACAUUUGCAGCAAUGCAGUCAACUUACAGGAUACAUUGCAAUAUGACCCUGUUUUCCUGAAUGCAAGUUCUUCCUAAAAAACACAAGCAUAUUUAGGAUUUGUAUGAUACACUGUGUUCCUGCAGCUACAAAAAAACCUCCCUAGAGAUAAACCUGACUCGGAUUUCAAAGUAUAGAACUGAAGGAUUGCAUCUCCCCUACCAAACAUGAAAGCUUAAAAUCCUAGAUUCAAAAAGUUUUAUAAUUGUUUAAGAAACAGAUUGAAGUAAUUUAACCUUUUCCAGAAAUCAUAGGUAGAUAUUGGCAGACAAGGUUCCUUGGGUGAAUUUGAUAUCUUUUAUUAGACCAACCCAAAUGGUUGGAGAAUAGUUAGACCAACACCGCUACAACCUAAACCCCUAGGUAGAUAUUGGGCAUUUAUAGAGAAUUUUGGUAAGUGAAAACCUUGUCCAUAUAUAUUUCUAUAAGGGAAUACUGUGGCAAACAAGUGGAGAAAAAUCCAGUCUGCUUAUGUGUUAAUCUGUUCCAAAUGCCAUAUAUUGGAUAUCUUGUAAAUAAACAAGUUCUCAUAACAAACA
Messenger RNA from Alligator sinensis (Chinese alligator), 2300 nucleotides. It is a transcript of the gene SS18L2, whose product is annotated as SS18 like 2. The transcript is spliced from 3 exons. NCBI's taxonomy places the organism in Eukaryota, Metazoa, Chordata, Crocodylia, Alligatoridae. Gene Ontology annotation, molecular function: transcription coactivator activity. Gene Ontology annotation, biological process: positive regulation of transcription by RNA polymerase II. The coding region runs from base 1 to 213 and encodes 70 amino acids. Gene Ontology annotation, cellular component: nucleus. The record is from RefSeq and is a predicted model, not a curated record.